Malurus melanocephalus (red-backed fairy wren) is the source of this 654-nucleotide messenger RNA. Its product is annotated as CMRF35-like molecule 8. Lineage: Eukaryota; Metazoa; Chordata; Aves; Passeriformes; Maluridae. The transcript is spliced from 2 exons. Gene Ontology annotation, molecular function: transmembrane signaling receptor activity. Bases 1 to 654 code for a protein of 217 amino acids. The record is from RefSeq and is a predicted model, not a curated record. Gene Ontology annotation, cellular component: plasma membrane.
AUGUGGCUCCUGCUGGCGCUGGCCUCGACACUGUUGGCAGGCUGCAGGGCGGUGAGGGGGCCCAGAACCGUGCGGGGAUUCCUGGGGGGAUCCCUCUCAGUCACCUGCACGUACCGGCGAGGCCAGGAGAAGUUGACGAAAUACUGGUGCACACCGCGAGCAGUUAUUCGUACCUGUGCUGAUGAUAUCGUCAUCACCUCGGAGUCGAAGCCCGAGGUGCAGCAGGGCCGAUUCUCCAUCCGGGACAACCGCACACACCGGGCAUUCACGGUGACUGUGGAGCAUCUGGGCAAGGAGGAUGCGGGCACCUUCCUCUGUGGGGUGCGAACGGGAAUGCUUCAGUUUGAUGACAGUGCUGAUGUGGAGGUGAUCGUGGAUCCAGGUCAGUCCUUGUACAUUCCCUGCACAGCAGCAGUGACCACAGGCUUGGGGSGCUGGGCCAGACCAAGGGAGGAGAUGUCACCCUGGCCAUGGGGACAUGGAGAAGGACAAGAUGUCCAUCUGGCACUCUGCAUUCAUUCCUCCUUCCCAACCCUGACGCUCCAGCCGGGACAAUCACACACAGCUGUGGUUCACAGUGACUGUGGAGGGUCUGGCCAAGGAGGACAAGGGCACCUUCUGCUUCGGGGUGUGCAGGGGAAUGUCUCUGAUUGA